UUUCACUAGGUUCGGAUGAAUUUUAUGAGAUUUUUUUUCAAGUGGAGGUGGGAUCGUCUCAACGUCGGUGCGGUAUUCUUUCUCGACGUCUUCGUCCUUUUUUCAGAAACUAUGUGCUCUCAUCGUGCCAGUUUUUACAAAUCAUCUUCGAAAUCAAUUUCUUGCUCUGACAGCGUCAAUGGCUGUUGUAUUAUUGAGAAUUCCAGAUCGAGGCCCAUUGAGGUCACGAAAAUUCUGGAAGCCUUCAAGUGUUCUUCUUGUCGGCGUCUAGUUACGCCACCUAUUUCGCAGUGUGAACGUGGACAUCCGAUUUGUGCAACUUGCUUUUCUCAGGUCAAAAAGAGUGGAUCCAGUUGCUUCUCUGCAUGUGGCGACUGUGGCCGGCCAUUCAGCACGGAACGGAAUUUGGCACUGGAACGAUUGGCUGAAAUAGUGCCAUUUCCGUGUGUAUUUCAGUGCGAGGGUUGCGCCGCCUAUUCACGUCUGGAGACGAAAGUCGACCAUGAGGAGACUUGCUCAUUUCAGUUACUCGGUUGUCCCUUUUGUCCUGCAAAGCUACGUGGACGUUGGAAGACUCUGGCACAGCAUUUGGCUUCGGAGCAUCCGCUUGUCAAGUCGCAAUGCUUCCCAGUUCAGAUUCCGGCGAGCACGGAGGAGCUCUGCCGCGCGGUGAAGCUGAAAGAACCUUUCGAAGAGUUCACUGUCUUGCAACACAGAGGUCGCUCAUCCUCACGUCUUCGCCGCCACGCUGUGGCUUCUGCUGCUGCCUCUCCCCCGGCCGCGCCUCAAUUUCCCGACGAAGGAGAAAUAUUUGUUCUCGCCGUUUGCACAAGGCCUGAGCAUGACAGCGUGUUGUACACAAUGCGAGCAUUUCGUGCCAAAACGGUGGAAGCUUCAGCGCAUUACCGCUUAACCUUUGCGUCUGAUGGAAUGUCAACUCUGUCCUACGCGGGUGUUGUGCAAGCUUGGGUGGCGAGGAAGAAUGAUGUUGCUAAUAAGGGCAAUUCCUUGGCACUUCCCAGCGACUUUUUCCUCAACUCCUUGAACGGAUGUUCUUUGGAAGUCGAGCUGAUUCUGGACCAAGUGUCGUCUUGA
Notodromas monacha is the source of this 1095-nucleotide messenger RNA. NCBI's taxonomy places the organism in Eukaryota, Metazoa, Arthropoda, Ostracoda, Podocopida, Cyprididae. The record is from the annotation of a GenBank genome assembly.